Molecule: messenger RNA, 582 nt
Organism: Pisolithus orientalis
Lineage: Eukaryota; Fungi; Basidiomycota; Agaricomycetes; Boletales; Pisolithaceae
Product: 60S ribosomal protein L24
Exons: 4
Coding region: 81-533 (150 amino acids)
Biological process (GO): cytoplasmic translation
Cellular component (GO): cytosolic large ribosomal subunit
Molecular function (GO): mRNA binding; structural constituent of ribosome
Source: RefSeq, a predicted model, not a curated record
UUGUCCUACCUGUGCUUUGGCAUACUUGCGUUUACAUGAUGAACUGAUCGGCUUUCCACCUGUAUCUUCGAUUCCUGCAGAUGAAGCUCGAAAUCGACUCGUUCUCGGGGUACCGUAUCUACCCAGCCAAGGGUAAGCUUUUCGUCCGCGGAGACUCAAAGAUUUUCCGCUUCGCUAGCUCCAAGAACUCUUCCCUUUUCCUCCAACGCAAAAACCCUCGUAAGAUUGCCUGGACACAGGUUUAUCGGCGUAUGCACAAGAAAGGCAUCACGGAGGAGGUUGCCAAGAAACGCUCACGCCGAGUUGUGAAGCACCAGCGCGGCAUCGUUGGUGCUGACCUUGCUGCCAUCGCUGCCAAGCGUAAUCAAACUGCUGCUGUCCGCUCACAACAACGAUUGGCUGCUAUCCAGAAAGCAAAGACUGAAAAGAAAGAGAAGGAGGCAAAGAAGACCAAGCCCUCAACCCGCGCACCGGUAACAACAGCUCCCAAGAUAUCGAAACAGCAGAUGAAGGGUGGCAAGGGUGGCCGAUGAGCAUUUGUUUAGUAUUGGGAAUUACACAUGUAAUUGUCGUUAUGUUUCC